UUUAAGUAACUCAGGAGAAUAUGGCCAAAAGAGAGUUAAUUUUGGAAUGUUAAGAGAAUUGCUAAUGAGAGAUAGUAUUUGUAUAAUUCCUAUUUAUUACUCUAAAUUUAUUUUCUAAAAAGACAAUGUAACAUUCCUUCAUUAAAUUUUAUAUUCCCCCAAUUUUUUUCAAUUGGGGAGUUACUGGGCAUUUCUUAAAAGUGAUUUAACUAAAGUUGCCUUGGGUAAAAUACACAAUGACAGAAAAGAAAUUACAGCAUCUGUAAUCAAUGAAAUAGAAUUUUUAAAGUGCCUUUUAUGUGCCAGGUACUAUGCUAAGAAAUGGGGAAUGCAAAGAAAGGUGAUAGAUAGCCUCUGCUGUCGGUGCAAUAGGAGUGUUAACAUGCAAGUAACUAUGGACAAACGCAACAUAUAUAGGUUAAACUGAAAGAGAAGGAACCAAGAUUAAGAAUUAGUCUAUCAAAAUACGGAACAUUCUACUUGCAGAAUAUUUUACUCAAAGGUUCUGAGAAGGCACUUCUCAUUUAAAAACAAAAUGUACCUCUAUUGUGGUCUUCCUCUGCUAUCUCAAUGGGUUAGAUUAUUUUUUUGUUAGGUUAUUUUUUUCUAAACCAGUGAAGCUUGCUGAUGUAAAAAGUGAGAAAUUAGAUGCUUCACUGCAGCCCUAAGCAAUAGUAGUUUGCUUACACAAGAUCAAAUCAAGACAAAGAGAUAUAAUGUAAAUAUUAAUAUCUUUGUCAAAAAGAUUUGAGUGGUGGGAUCAAAUGCUUACUCGUGGCUAGAGAUAUAACAUAGAUAUAAAAUACUGUGUAAUUGUAACAUGCUAUAGAGUAUUAUUAUCCCUCUGUUUCAUGUCAUGUUCCAUUAGUAGUUCUUUUUAACCCAUAAGAAGACAAAGAUUUUAACUUGGGGUAAAUUUCAUGUGUAAGAAAGCUAGGGAUUUAGUUCUCUGUUGUGAGGUUUGCAACAGUUCAAGCAUGUUGUGUCAGUGUAGAAGUCUUCACUAUUCUCUUUAAAAAUGGAGGAAACUUGAGAAGAGAGAGCACAAAGGAAAAUGUGCUAGAAUGCUGUAUAUUGGCUUGUCAGCUAAUCGGAAGCUAAAUGUGAUCUUUUUUUAAAAUUUUGAUUAUAGAAUUUAAUAGGCAAGUAAACAAAGAGAAACAAAUCAAAACACUGGAGACUUGGCAAAUGGAUUCAUUCUUUUGACUACAUUUACAUCUUAUCUCCUGAAGUAGCAAUCCUCAAACUUUCUGGCCUUGAAAACAAUUAAUACUCUUAAAAAUUAUUGGGCUUUUAUUUUUAUGAGUUAUAUCUGUUGAUAUUCACCAUAUUAGAAAUUGAAAUAUUUUAGUAUUAUUAUGAAAAAUGUCUUGAUCUCUAGGAUCUCCUGAAAAGUCCUCGGGACCUCCAGAAGUUACCAGACCACCAUUCUCUGAAAACCACAAUUUUAGAAAGAUUUUUUUUUCAUAUCAGAAUAUGUGAAUGGUCCUCCCCUUUCCAUAGCAAAAAAAAAUAAAGCUUUCUGAAAAGCACAUCUUCAUACAAAAUUUAAAUCAUAGAAUCAUAAACUAGAGAAGCACAGAAUUUCUGAAUUGGAGGGAUUCUUAGCUGUCAUCUAAUACAAUUCAUGCUGGGGAAAUGAUCCUUACUGAUCUUUACCUGCAGUCAACAAGAAAUCAUAUCUUUUUCUUACAGACCCCCAGUGAAGGGAUGUGAAGACUCCCAUUAUCUCCAAAGCCAUCCCUUGCCACUUUUGCAUUGCUUUAAGUAGUAGAAAGAUUUUCCUUACAUGGAAAUUUGUCCCUUUGCAACUUCUAUCCAUUACUCCCUGUUCUACCCUCUAGAGAUGAAAAGUACAACAUUUCUUCCAUUCGAAAAUUUCCAAUACUGCAUAUCAAGGGCACAACAUUAUUCCUAUUAUUUGGGACCUCCACAAAGAUACACUCUGAAACAGUGCUAAAUAGUGCUCAAAGGGAUACAACUGUUUAUUAAACUUAUAUUUCCUAGUUUUAAUUUAAAUUCUACCCACUGGAUUAGCUGAUAGUAUACAUACAAUGAAAUCAUCUGUGUUUUUUUAAAAAAAAUUAUAUUACAAUCAUCUAUUACAUAAAUGUAUUAAAUUCUCUGCAGAUAGAGUAAUAGGAUGGGGGGAUUUCUGUUCAGGAUUUCGGAAUAACUACUUCCGCCCCCCAGCUCUUGUCCCAGACCUCCAGUUUACUGCUAGAGUUUUCUAGGUAUUGACCGUGGAGAAGUUGAGAUUGUCCUGUUUUGUUACAUGGCUUUGAAUUUUAUUAAAACUGAUAUCAAACUCCUAUCAGCCGGCUCAGAUCCCACCCAGGAAGGCUUUUCUAUAUCUCUUGGUUCUUAUUUGGGGCAGAACAAACUUGCCUCAUGAACGGCAUGAGUGGCAGCCAGGAAAGGGAGAGAGCAUUCCAGGUCUGGUCUGGAGGGAGAGUGGAGAGUUGAAACGGUGCCAACUCUGACCAGCUGGUCUGCCGGGGCUUCCGCGCAGCGUCCCAGCAGCCCACCAGGGGGAAACCCAACUCAAUCCACCAACCCCAGAGAACUGAUGUGUUACAAGAAGAGGCGUAGACCAAAUGAUGGGCAGGCUCCGGCCGGGAUAGAGAACUGGCCCAGCAAGCUCCUGCGGCAAGGCUUCUCAACUUCCUUUACGGAAACUUGCGGACCACGAAACUCCAGGGCCCUCCAGACUCAAACUCCCGGAGGCUCAUGAGUGGGUGUACUUGAGUGGACAGUCUCCUGUUUUCUUCCUUUCCGAAAUGGAGAAAGAGUCGGUUAAAAAAAAAAAAAAAACGCGAAAUUUUAUUCUAUGGGAACGGUUUUAGUUUCUAUGGAGACAGACUUCAAGAUGUGCAGCCACAGCAGCAGCAGCUGUGACUGAGACUUUCGAGCUGGCUUCUCUCCUCUUCCGUCCCCGUUUCUUACCCAGCUUGACCGCCAAAGGCAGGAGAUGAAAGGCUCUUCCCGGUUCGAUGGCACUGAGUAGCUUCACCUUAGUUCAAAGUGGGCAAAAGCCGAACCAGGUGGAUUGUCGAGAAACCACAGCCCGACUGGGAGUCACCGUCACCACCACCACCACCACCACCGCAGCGUUUUCCUCCUCCUUAGAUCUGGAAUAGAUGGCCCCCCACCCACACACCCCUCCCUCCUUGAACAUUUGACUCAUCUGCCCACCAUGGGAUCGCCGGCAUCCUCAGCCCGAGCCCCUGCGAGGUUGAUUUGGAGGGCGGACCAGUACUUAGUCUGCCUCCGAGCUCCUUGCUGAAAGCUCCCGCCUAGCUCUUCUUCCUUCUUACCCCCUUGGAAGGAACUCGAUGUCCUCGGAGUUUGUGGAGCUCACCGCUGCCCCUGAGCUCCUAAUGUGAGAGCUAAGAGAAGAGAGUGCAAGAGAGCGAGCGAGCGCGAGAGAGAAAGCAGCCACUCCACCAGCUGAGGCUCCGCACACUUAAUCGCAGGCCAGAAUACAGAAAUAUGAUUGCAACAGGGGGUGUCAUAACAGGCCUGGCAGCCUUAAAGAGACAAGACUCUGCGAGAUCUCAGCAUCAUGUCAAUCUUAGCCCUUCACCUGCUGAUCAAGAGAAAAAACCAGUUAGACGCCGGCCUAGGGCUGAUGUUGUGGUUGUUCGAGGCAAAAUCCGACUUUAUUCUCCAUCUGGAUUUUUCCUCAUUUUAGGAGUGUUGAUCUCAAUUAUAGGAAUUGCAAUGGCAGUUCUUGGAUAUUGGCCCCAAAAAGAACAUUUUAUAGAUGCUGAAACCAAGCUGUCAACCAACCAAACCCAGGUCAUCAGAAAUCAAGGUGGUAUCAUGGUUCGCUUCUUUGAACAGCAUUUACAUUCUGAUAAGAUGAAAAUGCUUGGCCCAUUUACAAUGGGCAUAGGGAUUUUUAUUUUUAUAUGUGCUAAUGCCAUUCUACACGAAAACCGUGACAAGGAAACCAAAAUCAUUCACAUGCGGGACAUCUACUCCACUGUCAUAGAUAUUCACACCCUAAGAAUCAAGGAGCAAAAGUUGAUGAAUGGUGUUUACAAUGGCUUAAUGGGAGAGAAUGAAGUAAAGCAGAAUGGUAACUCCUGUGCCUCAAGAUUAGCAGCAAAUACACUUGGCUCUUUUUCAGGUUUUCGGAGCAGUUUUCGAAUGGACAGCUCUGCUGAAGAGGAUGAACUGAGGCUCAGUGAGGGCAAGAGUAGUACUCACCUUAUGCCCCCUUUGUUAUCUGACAGUUCUGUCUCAGUAUUUGGCUUAUAUCCACCCCAUAACAAGGCAACAGAUGAUAAGAACAAUAGCAUUAAAAAAUGUGAAACCAAAUCUAUCGUAUCCUCAUCCAUCAGUGCUUUUACACUACCUGUGAUCAAACUUAAUAAUUGUGUUAUUGAUGAGCCUAGUAUAGACAACAUCACUGAGGACUCUGAGACUAUCAAACGCAGGUCUAGGAAUUUAUCCAUGGAUUCACUAGCUGUUCCUUUAACCAAUAUCAAUGAAUCCUACCAGCGAGCCAAUGUAGGGUUGUCACGGAAUGAUUCUGUUGGGGAAUGUCUCUCAAACCAGUACAAGUCUUCUAUGGCUCUUGGACCUAGAACUGGACAACUUUUGUCACCAGGAGCUGCUAGGAAACAAUUUGGAUCUAACACAUCCCUGCAUUUGUUGUCUUCACAUUCAAAAUCCUUAGACUUAGACCGAGGUCCCUCUACGUUGACUGUACAGGCUGAACAACGGAAACAUCCAAGUUGGCCCCGGUUGGAUCGGAGUAACAGCAAAGGGUACAUGAAACUGGAGAACAAAGAAGACCCAAUGGAUAGGUUGCUUGUACCCCAAGCAUCAAUCAAAAAAGACUUUACAAAUAAGGAGAAGCUUCUUAUGAUCUCAAGAUCUCAUAAUAAUUUGAGUUUUGAACAUGAUGAAUUUUUGAGUAACAAUCUAAAGAGAGGAACUUCUGAAACACGAUUUUAAAUGUUAAACAUACACACACACAGAAACUAUCUUUUACAAGACAACUUAUUUUAAAACAAUUUUCAGAGGUGUUUGUUUAAAGCAAUGAGUACAAGGCUCUUUAACCAAAAGGCUAUGACAUAAUAGAGUUGGCUACCUAUUUUUAUGGUGGAGACAAUUUUAUGACUUAGUGAUAUACAACUGCAAUAUUGUACUUUAUCAUCGCACACAGUAUUUUUUUAUGUUCUUAUCUAAGCAUGAUUUCUUUGGUUACUGUGACUCAGAAACCUGCAUCCAAAUAAAAGUGAGUCUGCUUCAGGUUUCAUUUCUUCCCUUGAAUUGCUACUUUCCCAGAAUGAUGCUUCCAAGGAUUGAAAGAAAAGUCAUUAAAGUCUGGACUAGGAAUGCCAAAUCAGCCCAAGACUAAACAUAUUUUUACUGUAUAUGCUGAUAAUGUAAUCUGGCAUUUUGUUUUUAAAAAACACAUGGGAUUGGAUGAGUUUAGGGGAAAAACAAAGCAGAUUAAAUAUCUUUUUAAUUUGUUUGUGUGUUGAUUCAUUGUAAUUGUUUGAAUCAGAUGCUAAUAUUGUGAAUUCUUCUCUAAGUUAUAUAUGAUAAACCUGUCAACAUCAAUUAUAUUUUAGAGUUAUAAUUCCAGAAUAUCAUGUAUUGUAAUGCCACAGUUCUGAAAUUUUCAUAGCUUUAUGGAGAAAAAUCAGAACUUUAUCAGAUGAUUGAAACUUUUAAAAAAAGAAACUGUCUAAAUUAGCUAGAAUAUCAAUGACCCAAAGUUUGUCAUUCAAUUAAAUAAGCUUUGUUAGGUACUUCCUAUGAGUAAUGUGCUAGAGCUACAAAGAAAGAAAUUAAAAAAAAAAAAAAACCUCUCUGCCCUCGAGGAAUUUAUAUUCUAUUGAAUGCAAUUCUAUCCCUAAACAGCCAAAUCCAAAAAUAAGUUAUUAAUUUUAUGUUAAUUGGAAAAAUGAAUGGUAAACAAUAUUAACUAGUAUCUAUUUUAUUCCUUCUUCACCUUGGAUUUUUACACAUUUCUAAUUUUUCUCUCUCCCCAGCUCCAAACAACAACUAUAACAAAACCAAUAACAACUCAACAUCAUUAAUCUGAGGUUUCAGUAGUUUUAUAAAUCGCUGCAGCUGGGAAAGUAAUCAGCUAAUCUCAGCAUGACUUUUCAUUUUGGCCCAUCUCUAGUUAGAUGAUUCAAUAACAUUUAGCUGUCACUAAAUUGUCUUGAAAAAUACCUUUCAACAAGGAAGGAUUAUGAAAACCCCCCAAAACGUUUUUUUGCAGUGCCAGGUUUUCAGGAUUACUGUUUUAGUUUUGUGCACACAAAUUCUUAAAAUAUAUAUGUUUAUUCAAAAGUUUUACUGUUUUCCAGUAGUGUUUAAUAUUCUUAUUAAACUAAUAUACUCAGGAAUUCUUUUUAAUAGCUUUCCCCCCAAUUAACCAAACAUUUCAAAGCAUCAGUGUACUGCAGUUGUGUUCAGAAAGCAGAAAACAGAAAUAUUUGUGUUUCCAACUCCAUCCAAUCCAUAUUGUGAUCUUUGCAUUCAGGGCAUGAUUUGCUCUGUGGAUUGAGGCCUAGUACUACUUGUUAGAACCUAUAUAUUGUAACAAAGUGGGCUAAAUAUUUUGGUAUGAAGCUUUUAAUAAACUUCUGGUUUGUGUUCUUAAUACAUUUACUAAUUUUUUUUGAAAUAAAAUAGAAUGUACAACUCU
This is a messenger RNA of Antechinus flavipes (yellow-footed antechinus), 6679 nucleotides long. It is a transcript of the gene TMEM200A, whose product is annotated as transmembrane protein 200A. NCBI's taxonomy places the organism in Eukaryota, Metazoa, Chordata, Mammalia, Dasyuromorphia, Dasyuridae. The record is from RefSeq and is a predicted model, not a curated record. Bases 3493 to 4968 code for a protein of 491 amino acids. The transcript is spliced from 3 exons.